Molecule: messenger RNA, 4366 nt
Organism: Rosa rugosa (rugosa rose)
Lineage: Eukaryota; Viridiplantae; Streptophyta; Magnoliopsida; Rosales; Rosaceae
Product: disease resistance protein At4g27190-like
Exons: 3
Coding region: 1212-4181 (989 amino acids)
Molecular function (GO): ADP binding; protein binding; ATP hydrolysis activity
Source: RefSeq, a predicted model, not a curated record
ACGUGCAUUACGAGGAAGGCGGCGAAAUCGAAAAUGGCAGAAUGCAGUUUCUGGGUGCAGACCACAAACCCCAUUUUUGUUGAAUUGCAAAGGUAAAGCUGAAUCCUAAAACAAAAACCCACCAAAGGUAUGGUUUCCUCUUUCUGUUUAUCAGUAUACCCAGAUGGUAUCUUCUUCUUUUGCUUUGUGCAGUAGUGUUCUAGAUUUCUAUGUGGGUUCAUAAAAAGGUUGCAGAAAGAUCAUGGUCUUUAUUUUGUCACAUUAGCAAUAAGAGUAUAUUAAUGUUCUUUGGGAAAAAUUCACAUUUUGGUUUGGACUUUGGAGGUGUAUAUUAAUGCUCUAUAAUUGAACUCUGUAAAUGAUAUCUAAUCCUUGUUUUCUUAUGGUGUUCCCUCCCUUAGUUUCUGCUAUUUUGUAUGAGACAUAUCCAAGAAAAUGGAGGUAUGCUGUUAGACUAGUGUCACUUAGCUACAGUUUCUAAAAACCAGAUAUAUGUUGUUCUGUAACAUCCCAGAAACCUUGGAGAUUUCGUGUGAUGCAUAAGCCUUGGAGAAACCUUGGAGCUUCCAUUUUAUAAACACUUCAGUAGAUGAUUCUGUUAGCAUCGCAAAGUCCGGUCACAUAUCACACUGCUUUUAGUUUGGUCUUGAAUUAGGAUUGUUUUCAUGCAUUUCACAAGACUGCAAUUCAGAAGGAGUCGAUUACAUGUGGAUUUUGUCACUAUGUAUUUGGCAAAAUUCCUUGGAUUUGGUAUUAUUCCCAGAUGCCAGGAGUCCCGAGUAUAUCAAAGACAUGCUUGUAAAAUUUGGAGUGUGGAAAUGAGGGUUAAUGAAGUGGACUAGGAAUUGUCAUUGAGUAGGAAAGUUAAUGACAAUUUCCCUGUGUUUGGAACUUUAUGUCAGAUGUGAGUCAGUGAUAAAUUAUUAUUUUUCUGUUCUUGUUCUUGUUCCAUCUCUUUUCUUGGCUCUUCGAUGAAUUUCAUUUGCUUUGCCUUGCUUAUUCUAGGAUUUUAAGACAAACCUUCUGGACAAACAUUGAAGUCUAUAAAAUCUGACGAUGCAUAACUAUUAGUGUCUAAUCCCAAAACAACUAUAGGGCUCACAGUUCCAAUUAUAGAGUUCCCACUAGUUACUCCCACCCGUCCCAUUGGCCUUGGUUCUCUUUGAAGCCAAAACUAAAAAACCAACUACUUCUGCUGACUAUUUUGUACCAUGGAAACUUUGGGUGCUUUCUUUGUUGAAGUUUGCAAGUCUUUAACCAAAUUCAUGUGGUCGAAGUUUGCCACCCUGAAAAAAUUCCCAAAAAACAUCCAAACUUUGAAGAAGGAGUUGCAAAGCCUCAGUUGCCGAAGGGAUGAGAUAACAGAUGAUAUUGAUAUAGCAAAACUAGAAGGGAAGUUCCCAGCAAGGCAAGUUGUGGAUUGGCUUAAGAAGGUUGAAGCCAUCGAACGUGCUGUUGAGGAGGAGAUUGACCUUAAAGUACAGCCAGUUUUGCAAGAAGUUCAUAUUAAUGCUUCUGUUAAUGGCCAGGGAUGUCUUUUUGACUCUAACAUGCACCAGAGGUACCAUCUUAGCAAAACUGCAGCAAAGAAGUGUGAUGAGGUAAAACAAUUAAUUACUGAAUCAUACAAUUUUCCUACCAUGUGGGAUGCUUUGAGGCUUCGUGAUAUACCCAUUCAGCAUAUUCCGGCACCAUCUCUUGUUGGUCAGAAAGCACAAGAGAAGCUAAAGCAGCUGAUGGAAUUUCUGGCUGAUAAUAAGGUCAGAAGGAUUGCUGUCUAUGGAAUGGGAGGUUCUGGGAAGACUACGCUUGUAAAAACCUUGAACAAUCAGCUCCAGUCUUCUGCUUCAAAGUUAUGUGAUAUGGUCAUCUGGAUCCCUGUCUCAAAUGACUUGGAUGUGAGUAAGGUUCAAUCUCGAGUUGCUGAGAGAUUGAACUUAGCAAUGAAUGCAGAACAGAGCAUAGAGUGUAGGGCUUGUAGAUUACAUCAAGCAUUAAAGUCAGGAAAACGGUUCCUCCUUAUUCUUGAUGAUGUUUGGGAGAAAAUUGACUUGGACACCGUGGGGAUACCACAAGGUGAUGACCAAGCAAACUGCAAGAUCGUAAUGACAACUCGAUCUCUUGCCGUGUGUAGGGAAAUGAUGACUGAUAAGGAACUAAAGAUGGAACUUCUGAAUGAGGAAGAGGCUUGGAAUUUAUUUGCACGGAAUGCAGGAAAUGUAGUGGAGUCAGAACACAUAAAUCCUCUAGCAAGAGCAAUUGCUAGCGAAUGCGGUGGUUUACCACUGGCAAUUGAGACUAUGGGGAAGUCAAUGAGGGACAAAACAAUGAUAGCGCUAUGGAAGAAUGCACUAUGCCAGUUGAAGCAUUCAGCAUCACAUUAUGGGAGCUUUGACAAGGUGCAUCUGCGACUGGAAUUGAGUUAUAACUCUUUACCAAGUAAGAUUCUUAAGAGGUGUUUCUUGUUUUGUUCAUUGUACCCAGAAAAUUUCUUAAUUACUGCAAGAGAACUAAUAUGUGGCUGGAUAGCGGAUGGAUUAAUUAUUGAGCAUCAAACGUUAGAGGAGUCAUUCAAUGAUGGGAUUGCAAAAAUUGAAUAUUUGAAAGACUCUUGCAUGCUAGAACAGGGUGAAUGCAUUGGAACAGUAAAGAUGCACAGUGUAUUGAGGGAAGUAGCCUUGUGGAUAUCCUCAAAUAGAAAAGAAACCGGGUUUUUCAGCUGCUCAAUGCUGGGAAUGCAAGAAAAGUUGGAGAGUUCUAUCAGAGGAGUUUCAUUUAUGAAGAACUCUAUAACCACUUUGCCAAGUCGGUUCUCAGGGUGCUCCAACCUUACUGUAUUGUUCCUCCAAUGUAAUCCUCUGUAUAAAAUUCCUGAUGGUUUCUUUCGAGAACUUAGAGCCCUAAGAUUCUUGAAUCUAAGCAGCACUCAAAUAUCUUCCUUGCCUUCUUCUCUUCUUCAACUAGCAGAGCUACACACUCUUCUCUUAAGAGACUGUUCUUCCCUUGAAAAUCUGCCUCAAAUUGGAGCUCUUUAUAAACUCCAGGUGCUUGAUCUCUCUGGCACUCGCAUAAGAGAACUUCCAAAAGACAUGGGAACGUUAACUCAUUUGAGAGAUCUAAACUUGUCGCACACAAACCACUUAGAAAGUAUCAUAGCUGGAAGCAUCUCAGGUUUAUAUAGUCUUGAGGCCUUGGACAUGUCUUCCAGUGCUUAUAAGUGGGAUUUGGAACGUAACGUAGAAGGAGCACCAUUUGAUGAAAUUCUAUCCUUGCAGGGACUUUCAGUUCUUCACAUAAGGCUAGACACAGUUAAUUGUGUUGCCUUGGACUCGGAUGGCUCUUGGUUUGGAAGAUUGAAAGAGUUUUCUAUUUGGAUUGGUCCAAGGAGCUGCGAUUCAAGCUAUUUACCAACUCAGCAUGAUGAGAAAAGGGUCAUACUUAGAGGGGUUGACCUCUUGCAAAGUGGCCUCGAGGGGUUAUUGUAUAGUGCAAGUUCCCUGGAUCUGGUCACAUGUGGAGGUAUAAGUAGUUUAUCUGAUCUAAUUUCCAGCAGGAAACUGGGUGGCCUGCCAAACUUGAAGUUUCUCACCAUCUCAAAUUGUGACUGCAUCACUAGUUUGUUAAUUGGCGAAGAAACUCUUGGGAGCACAUUGUCAAAUCUGGAGCAUUUGACUCUCAAUUGCCUAAACAACUUGGAAACCAUGGUGGACAGGAUAGUCCCUAGAGGAUGCCUUGGCAAACUAAAGAUGAUUGAAGUGAUGGGAUGCCGAAGACUAAAGACUCUCAUAUCCUUCACUUUACUUCGACGGGUUCAAAAUGUUGAAGAAAUCAAGGUGAGUGACUGCAGAAGGAUGAAGAAAAUUAUUGUAAAUAUCAAUUUGUGUGAAACUCUUCCAAAGCUGAAAUACAUAGAACUAAGGAAUAUGGACAGCUUAACAGCUAUUUGUUCAAAGGCCACAAAGUGGUCUGCUCUGGAAAGGAUUGAAGUGAGCGAUUGCCCCAAGCUAGAGAAGCUUCCACUCAGAGCCCAGAAUGCAGCAAAUCUUAAAGAAAUUAGAGGGGACUUGAGUUGGUGGAAUGGUCUUAGAUGGGAAAAUGAUGGAGAUAAGAUCAGUCUCGAGCAACGAUUCCAGGUGUGUGCAGACUCCACACUGCUGUUAAGAGAGGAUACAGAGGCUUGAAGAUGUGAAGAUACGUACAAAGUGGUGAGGAUGUCUAAGUACAAGUUCCAGAUACAGUACAUGGGUUUAAUCUCCUAUUUGUAGCAAUAUUGCUGUCUUAUUCUUUUGUUGUUAUUUGUAACGCAUUCCAUUACUUCAUAGCUUUAAUCUUCUUGUGUACUAGUGACAUUUUAUAAUUUUGAGGU